AUGGUUAAGAAGUGGUUUACUGAGUUCCGUUGUGGUCGUACCAGCACAAGUGACGCCCAACGUUNAGGUCGCCCAAAAGAGGUCAUCACGCCAGAAAUCGUCGAUAAAAUUCAUGGAAUAAUAUUGGACGAUCGGAGAAUNAAAGUACGUGAGGUGGCUGAGGCUGUAGGCAUCUCAACUGAGCGGGUACAUCAUAUUUUACAUGAAUAUUUGGACAUGAAAAAACUAUCCGCGAGAUGGGUGCCGCGAUUGCUUACACUCGACCAUAAGCGCAACCGUGUGACCACUUCAAAGGAGUGUUUGGCGAUGUUCAGCCGCAAUCCGAACGAGUUUUUGCGCCGUUUUGUAACCGUGGACGAAACAUGGAUCUAUCACAAUACACCAGAGACUAAGGAACAAUCAAAACAGUGGGUUUCAUCGGGUGAACGUGCACCAAAGAAGGCCAAAGUGAGUCUGUCAGCCAACAAGAUCAUGGCCACAGUUUUUUGGGAUGCACGCGGUAUCAUUCACAUCGAUUACCUUGAAAAGGGUAGAACGAUCACCGGCGAAUAUUAUUCAGAGCUUUUAGACAGAUUCGAUAUUGAUUUGAAGCAAAAACGACCGCAUUUAGCGGAAAAAAAAGUGCUGUUCCAUCAAGACAAUGCACGGGUGCACACGUGUGUUGUCGCGAUGGCAAAAAUCUAUAAAUUAGGCUACGAACUGCUACCCCAUCCAGCAUAUUCUCCAGAUUUAGCCCCCUGCGACUAUUUCCUAUUUCCAAACCUGAAGAAAUGGCUGGCUGGUAAGAGAUUUGGGUCGAAUGAAGAGGUCAUCACCGAAACAAACGCCUAUUUUGAGGGCCUUGAGAAAACCUAUUAUUUGGAAGGAAUAAAAAAAUUGGAAAAUCGCUGGACUAAAUGUAUCGAGCUAAAAGGAGAUUACGUUGAAAAAUAA
Molecule: messenger RNA, 933 nt
Organism: Pseudomyrmex gracilis
Lineage: Eukaryota; Metazoa; Arthropoda; Insecta; Hymenoptera; Formicidae
Product: histone-lysine N-methyltransferase SETMAR-like
Exons: 1
Coding region: 1-933 (310 amino acids)
Molecular function (GO): nucleic acid binding
Source: RefSeq, a predicted model, not a curated record